CAGAUUUCGAUGGAUCUGCUGAUGAAGUAGCGAUUUAGGAGUGCAAUCUGAGGAAAAAAUUGAGGUUUGAGAUUUUCUGAGCUAUGCAUUUCCAGGAGUGGUUACGGUCACUUCGCUCCAGUGCGGGUCUCAAAGGUUCUGAAUCAGAGGACUUCUGGAGUCUUCUGCCGUCUCUGCCUCUGUCCUCCUUCUCCCUGUCCUCCCUGUCUCUGUCGUCCUCCUCUCUGCUGGGUUUAGGAGCCCUGGCCUCUCUCACUGCGUACUGGCUGGUGACCCGUCCUCGACCCAUGCGUCCUCCCUGUGAUCUGCAAGCCCAGUCUGUAGCCGUAAAUGGAGAUCCAAGCUGUAGGAGAUCGGCUCUUCUUAAAGAUGACUCACUGCUGGAGUUUUACUAUGAUGACACCAAGACGGCUUAUGACAUGUUCCAGAGAGGCCUGAAGAUCUCAGGAAAUGGCCCGUGCCUUGGCUUCAGGAAGCCGGGCCAGCCCUACCAGUGGAUCUCCUACACUGAGGUGGCGGAGCAGGCGCAGGUGCUGGGCUCUGGGCUGUUGGCUAAAGGCUGCCAGCCGAACCCGCAGCAGUUUGUCGGGAUAUUUGCACAAAACAGACCAGAGUGGAUAAUCUCAGAACUGGCCUGCUACACUUACUCCAUGGCGGUGGUGCCUCUCUAUGACACCCUGGGGCUGGAGGCCAUGGUCCACAUACUCAACCUGGCGGAGAUCUCUCUGGUGAUCUGUGACCGGGAGGAGAAGGCAGCGUCUCUGUUAGAGAACAAGGAGAAAGGCGUGACGCCGAAGCUCUCCUGCCUGGUUCUCUUUAACAACUUCAGUGAAGCCUUUGUGGAGAGGGCGAAGGCCAGCGAGGUGGAGGUUUUGAAACUGGAGCAGCUCAUGGACCUGGGAAGGCAGAACCUCAAAGAUCCUGUGCCGCCCCAGCCCCAGGAUCUGGCCGUGGUUUGCUUCACCAGUGGAACCACAGGGAAGCCCAAGGGAGCCAUGAUCACCCACGGCAACAUCGCCUCCAACACUUCCUCUGUCAUUAAGAUCCUGGAGGGUUCGUUUGUGAUCCAGCAAGAGGAUGUGUCGAUCUCGUACCUGCCGCUUGCCCACAUGUUUGAGAGGAUGAUUCAGGUCUCUAUGUUCUGCCAUGGGGCCAGAGUAGGAUUCUACCAAGGGGACAUUUCUCUUCUUAUGGAUGACAUUAAAACUCUCAAACCCACCUUCUUUCCUGUUGUGCCUCGAUUACUCAAUCGCAUCUAUGACAAGAUCCUGGGUUCUGUGACGUCUCCGUUGCGACGCGCUUUGCUUCACUACGCCGUGAGGAGAAAGCAGGCGGAGCUCAGCAGCGGGGUUGUACGUAACAACAGUCUUUGGGACAAACUGGUGUUCAACAGGAUUCAGGCCAGUUUAGGAGGUAAUCUACGCUUUGCUCUGACCGCUUCAGCACCCAUCUCCCCCACAGUGCUGUCCUUCCUCAGAGCCACUCUGGGCUGUCUGAUAUUUGAGGGUUAUGGUCAGACAGAGUGCACUGCAGGCUGCACUUUCUCUAUGCCGGGAGACUGGAGCGCAGGUCACGUUGGUGCUCCUUUACCCUGCGCCAUGGUGAAGCUGGUUGACAUUCCUGACAUGAAAUACUAUGCAAAGAAUGGAGAGGGAGAGAUCUGCAUCCGUGGCCCCAGUGUGUUCAGAGGCUACUUGAGGGACCCGGAAAGGACAGCUGACGCCCUAGACAGCGACGGCUGGCUCCACAGCGGGGAUGUGGGCCAGUGGCUUCCAAACGGGACACUACGCAUCAUUGACAGAAAGAAGCACAUCUUCAAGUUGUCCCAGGGAGAGUACAUCGCUCCGGAGAAGAUAGAAAACGUCUACAUGCGUUGUGUUCCUGUGCUCCAGGUGUUCGUGCAUGGAGAUAGUUUACAGUCUUAUCUCAUAGGCAUAGUCGUGCCUGACCCUGAGGUGUUUGUUGACUGGGCUAAAGAGCGGGGAUUUGUGGGGUCCUAUGAGGAGCUGUGCCAGAAUCCUGAUGUAAAGAAUGCAGUAUUAGAGGACAUGAAAGCUGUGGGGAAAGAAGCAGGGCUGAAGUCAUUUGAACAAGUGAAGGACCUUCACUUGCAUCCAGAGACGUUCAGUGUCGCCAACGGCCUCCUCACACCCACCCUGAAAAGUAGACGUGCCGACAUCCGUAGAGUCUUUCAGGAACAGAUAUCAAGCAUGUACAGUAAAACAACCAUUUAAAAGACUCUACUCAGUAAUUCACACACAACACCCAAGGGUUACUGGUGUACAAUAAGGGAAAAAAAUAAGUGCGGGAACCUGGGGGAGAAAAAAUUAAAUUAACGUCCAGCAGUGCCUCAUCUAAAAUAUACAAUUGGAUAUAUUUUGGAAUAUUGGUAUUUUGCUUCAAAGAAGUUUUAAUUUACAUCCACUUCCGUCCACAUAUGUGUAAUACAUUAACUCUUCACAUGAAAAAUAACACAGAAUGGGCCCAAACCAUUUUAUUUCUCUCUAUGUUGUCCUUGUCACUAAUUCAAUGUUGAUUCAAUGGGAGAUUUUACUGUUAUGUAAAUUAUUGUGUAGCUGUAGAGAGAAGAAUCACAGACGUUAUUAGGAAGCAAUCUGCACAGACACUAAGUUAGAUAUUUUAUUUACACUGCCCUGUUCUUUUCCCAAGCAAGGAAUUUUAAAGGGAAACUACUUGUGAGGCCGUUAGAACUUGCAUUAAUUGUAGGUGUGUAUUUUAAGGGUUGAUGGGUCAACAUGUAAGCAUUUCAUGAACAUCCUGGAUCCUAGCUCGAUGGUCAUAUUUUUCUAAUUGGUUCUGGAAGAUUUCCUAAGCCAGUGUGAGCAUGUAAUCCUUCACCUGAUGUUAAACCAUUGCAACUAAUGAGGAUUUCAACCAGCAAUGA
Seriola dumerili (greater amberjack) is the source of this 2905-nucleotide messenger RNA. RefSeq names its product long-chain-fatty-acid--CoA ligase 1-like (gene acsl2). The record is from RefSeq and is a predicted model, not a curated record. Lineage: Eukaryota; Metazoa; Chordata; Actinopteri; Carangiformes; Carangidae. Bases 84 to 2234 code for a protein of 716 amino acids. The transcript has 20 exons. Gene Ontology annotation, biological process: long-chain fatty-acyl-CoA biosynthetic process; very long-chain fatty acid metabolic process; long-chain fatty acid metabolic process. Gene Ontology annotation, cellular component: membrane; endoplasmic reticulum. Gene Ontology annotation, molecular function: arachidonate-CoA ligase activity.